This is a messenger RNA of Coffea arabica (coffee), 1443 nucleotides long. Its product is annotated as metacaspase-3. The record is from RefSeq and is a predicted model, not a curated record. Gene Ontology annotation, cellular component: cytoplasm. NCBI's taxonomy places the organism in Eukaryota, Viridiplantae, Streptophyta, Magnoliopsida, Gentianales, Rubiaceae. Gene Ontology annotation, molecular function: cysteine-type endopeptidase activity. Gene Ontology annotation, biological process: proteolysis.
UCACAAUCCCAGGAUUUUUUUUUUUUUAAAAGAAAAGAAAUGGCAACAAGAACAGAGAAAUGCCAAUGGUGUGGGGUAAAUCUGCUUCUGCCUCUCCAACUUCAAGCAAAUUCAGUACGCUGUCCUAACUGCCAAUAUAUCAUACAGCUCCAGCACAGCCCCGAUCUCUAUUUCCAUCCUGAAGGGAAUGGAUAUCUCAAUGGGGCAUCAAACAACUGCAUUGGCAUGGGGUUUCCAGCAUAUAGGAAUUGCUGCAAGCAAGAUUUCGAGCCUUCUUGGCUAAAUGGCUAUCCACGUUACAUGCAAUCGUAUCAAAUGCCAAUGCAGGUGCUACCACCCACUUUUCAUGGGCGAAAACGGGCUGUUCUUUGUGGGGUGAGCUACAAGGGGCACCCAAAGAGUCUCAAAGGAAGUGUUAAUGAUGUAUUAUGCAUGAAAUAUUUUCUUGUUGAGAGGAUGGGAUUUCCUAAUUCUUCUGUUAUUGUUCUAACAGAAGAAGAGAAAGAUCCUUUUCGGGUCCCAACCAAGCAUAACAUCCAAAGAGCCUUACACUGGCUUGUGCAAGGUUGUCAAUCAGGGGACUCUUUGGUGUUUCAUUACUCGGGCCAUGGCUCUCGUGUCCGAGACCAUGAUGGGGAUGAGAUCGAUGGACAUGAUGAAUCAUUGUGCCCUGUUGACUAUGAGACUGAGGGGAAGAUCCUGGACGAUGAGAUCAAUGCUACCAUAGUAAGGCCACUGCUCCGGGGUGCAACACUUCAUGCCAUCAUCGACACUUGCUUCAGUGGAACUUUCUUAGAUCUGCCAUUCAUGUGCAGGAUGAACAGGGAAGGAUACUAUCGGUGGGUAGAUCAUAGCAUUCCAUAUGCUGCAUAUAAGGGUACAAGAGGUGGCUUAGCAAUCUCUUUCAGUGCCUGUGAUGAUGAUCAAAAUUCCGGGGACACUACUGUUUUCACAGGCACAGCGACUGGCGCCCUGACUUACAGCUUCAUCCAAACAGUAGAACGUGAACCAAGAUUGACAUAUGGGCGCUUACUUUCUACCAUGCGCAACAGUAUCAGUAAAGCACAAAAUGGAUUUUUAAAUUUCACUAGCUCAUUACAGGAACCUCAACUAUCCUCUUCUGAACAGUUUGAUAUUUAUUCAAAGGCGAUAAUCUUAUAGAUCCAGCUAUGCUUUUAACAGAUAAUCAGGACCAAGUGUACUGGCUUUACUUCCUGAGUCGUAUAACAGCUUCUUCAAGUCUAAAAUGCCCUCCCUUUAACUUUAGCUGAAGCUAUGCACAAAAAAAUCAUAAUACAGGCACUACAUGGUGACUGUCAGUUUGAUAAUUAGUACUUUAUUUGUAUGAGUAAAAGUGCAACGUAUUUCACAUGAAUCCCUGGUGUAAUUUACAUGUCUAAGACACUUAGUUUCCAGCCGUCUCCUAUAGAAUGCUCUUCUUUU